Molecule: messenger RNA, 1260 nt
Organism: Paramecium primaurelia
Lineage: Eukaryota; Ciliophora; Oligohymenophorea; Peniculida; Parameciidae
Source: the annotation of a GenBank genome assembly
AUGAAUUCGGAAAUAAUGUACAAUAAUUUUUAAAUAUAGCAAUGGUGGAUAAUUUGACAAGAAUGGAUUAAAGGAUGGUUGGUGGAUCGAGUUGAAUGAUAGCAUAACUAAGUAUGUAUUAUAAUGAUUUUAAAGUCAGAGUCAAGUUUCUUAUUACUUUGGAGAAUAUAAGUUAGGAAAAAAAAUUGGUAGAUGGGAAACUAAAAUUAAGUUUGACAACUUUAUUGAAUUUGAAGUGAUGUAGAGAAUUAUUAAUAAUUAAAGUGGUGAAGGAAUAUAUGAUUAGAAUGAAAUCAAAAUUGGUUAAUGGGUGGAAUUAGUUAAUAAUUAUUCCAAGUAUUGUCAUACUAAAUAGUAAAAAUUAGGUUAAAUAUUCCGGUGUUUAUAAAAAAGGAUACAAAAGUGGUUAAUGGUAUACUUUAUAAAAAUAAGACAAUGAUUUUGAGAUUGUGUAAUAAUUAUAGAAUAUUCAUGAAGUGGAGGGGGAUUUUAUGAAGAAGGAUUGAAAAUUGGAAAAUGGAUGGAAUUGAGUUCAAAUAAUGACUAUCACUUCACUCAUAUUGGAGAAUAUAAUCAAGGUUUAAGGAUUAAUAGAUGGAAUAUUUUAUUUUUGAAUCCAGAUACUGAUGAUUACAAAAUUAUGUAUUUGAAAAAAUAUGAUUCAUAGAGGUGGAGGUUCAUAUAAUUUAAAUGGAAUGAAGCAUGGAAAAUGGGUAGAAGUAUAGAAUAAAAAAGGAGAGUAAUUAAAUUUAUAAUUAGAUUUGACAUAUUUGCUUACUCUGGAGAAUAUAAAAAUGGAAAAAAAUAUGGUAAAUGGGAGAUUCUUUAAGGAUCAACUACAAAACAAGAAUAUUUUAUUAUGUAUAAUUUAUUAUAAACGGUUUAGCGGAGGAGGUAGUUUUGAUGAAAAUGGAUUUCAACAAGGCUUAUGGAUGGAUAUAGAGUAAUGUUCAUUUUAGUUUGAUUAAUUUAAUUACAAUGGAUUAUUUGUUCUUUCUAUUGGUAAAUAUUAAAAAGGGAAGAAAAUUGAAAAAUGGGAUACCAUAUUUCAUAUUGAUAGAGUAAAGGAAGCUAAAAAUUUGUAAAUUAUUUUAUGAUAACAAAAGGGGAGGCGGAUAGUUUGAUGAAAAUGGAAUCAAGUAGGGUUAGUGGACUGAAAUACAUGAUAAAUUUCAUAGGUUUCUAAUUUGAAUAAAUAGUAGUGAGAAAUAAAUAACUUAUUUUGGAUUUUAUAAAGAUGGAGUAAAAGUUGACAAAUGG